Chroicocephalus ridibundus (black-headed gull) is the source of this 16863-nucleotide messenger RNA. RefSeq lists its product as uncharacterized. The transcript has 101 exons. Lineage: Eukaryota; Metazoa; Chordata; Aves; Charadriiformes; Laridae. The record is from RefSeq and is a predicted model, not a curated record. Bases 1259 to 16513 code for a protein of 5084 amino acids.
UGCCCGUGGGGAAGCUGCUGAUUUUUUGGGCACAUAAAUCAGCUUGUUCCGAGGAAAAAAGAAAUCUAGAAAUCCUGUGUUUGUCUUUGCGAUUAACUGGAUUCUUGUACCUGUUUAGUGGAGGUCAGUGCCUGGUCGGGAGUAACGAGGGGCCCAUUGUGAGCGAGCCCCGGCUCGUGGGGCGAGGGCAGGCGGCCCUUUGCUGUGUUUUGCAGAGCAGGAACUAAACCUCUUUCAUUGCGUUCUGGCAUGGACUCAGGUGAACUUCAGAAAGGUAAAAUAUAUCCCAUUCAAUGCAGGGAUGUGGUAAAUUUUUCUGGCCAAAAAACCCCUGAUUUGGCAGAACGAAGCACUCCUUGCGAGAAGCACAGCCCAGGGCAAAAAGGCCGUUGCCAGGUUCUUGAUGGGGAUUCAAGCCUGGAUGAAGCCGCGCGCAGCCAAAAUGCAAAAGGAGCAAAUGGUUACGACUUCUGCCAAAACUCUUGUUACUGGAAAAUGACCCGCCAGCGACAGCUGGAUCGGGGAAGAGCUUUCACAGAGACGAAAGGCAGCUGGGUUCCCAUCACGGGCCUGGGUGGUCAGCUCUGAGUGAUGCUCCCCGGGACCUUGUGUGCUGCUGAGCUCCAGCUGGUGUUGCUUUAACGGGAUUAGGUGGAGCUGUUUGAAGAAACCAUGUUUUGAACACUGGCUGUAGGCUUUCAGGGUCAGAAGGGAUGCGCUCGUGGUUGACAUGCCCCAGGUGAAGCGUUCCUCUCGAGGAGGUCCUCAUUGUGCUGGGGACUGCCACUGGCCAGGUGCCGUUGCUGCGGGGCGGAAUGGGCAGCGUCCUGCUCAGCAAGGAUCGUUUCAACAAAGAGUUGGCAGCUCCACACAGAAAACAAACAAUUUCAACAUCUGCUUGGGUCGCAUUCAGUUUUCUAGUGUUUCGCUUUGUGGGUUGAAUAUACAACUUCCUUCUUGCUUAGAGGAGGAGUUAAUGAUUUAUGGGUCAACUGGCAUAACUCUCCGGUUUCUGCAGAAUUCAAACUUUUCUGGAUGGAGCCAUAUCUGAGCAUGUAGGCGUAACUCCUCCUUCAGCGCCGUGGGGCUGGGGGACUGGACAAGGACAAGGACAAGGGCAGCCAUCACUUCGUCUUGCGUGAGCCGAACACGCCGGGUCUCUCCAUCUCCUGCUGCCAGACCUCCAGGUAUUUGGCCUAGAAAAAGAAUGUGGUAACUUCUGUGGGGUCUCCGGACGGGGAGGCUGGAAUAAAGAAAGAUGCCAGCUUUGGAGCCGAGGAGGCAGAGGGAUCGUGCCGCUCUCCUUGGGUUAUUCCUCGCUGCUGCUCUUGUCGUGGCUGUCGAGAGCGUCUGCGAUGCUCCGCCGCGUAUCCCGUCUGCAGAACUCAAAGAGGAGCAUCAGGGCAUUGCUAUGUUUCCCGUGAAUUCCAGAGUGGAGUACGUCUGUCGUCCAGGUUAUAUGAGAAAUGUCAAUGCCCGAACCAGUCUUGUUUGUGGAAGGAACAAUAGGUGGCACGGAUCACUGGACAUGUGUACACCAAAGCUGUGUGUCUACCCUGGAGAGCCGGCCAACGGCAGACUCAUCCUGGAAGGAAGGUUCACUUUUGGUGCGGCGGUGAACUUCACCUGCAACACUGGGUUCAGACUGGUUGGAAAUUCUCAAAUUCGAUGUGUAAUUAAAAACGGGGUUGUUACAUGGGACAGAGAUAUUCCCUUCUGUGAGGCAAUUCCAUGUUCACCCCCUCCAAAAAUAGCUAACGGAGAGCACAGCGGAGCUGACAAAGAGCACUUUGAAUACGGAACAUCUGUCACAUACCGGUGUCACGCCGUCAGAAGGGGGGAGAAACCUUUCUCGUUGGUGGGAGAUGCCUCUAUUUUCUGUACGACCACAGACAACAUAAACGGUGUCUGGAACAAGCCAGCCCCGGAGUGCAAAGUGGUGGGCUGUGAGCAUCCCAGCGUGGAGAACGGGAAGCUGCUGAGCGGGUACCAGGCUGAGUACACCUACAGAGACACCGUCAUCUUCGACUGCAACUUCCGCUACGCCAUGAAUGGCAGCGACACCUGCACCUGCAGCGAAAACGGGCUCUGGGACCCGCCGCUGCCCCUCUGCCAGCGCAGUAGCUGUGACGACCCUCCAGAUGUGCCUAAUGCUGUUAAAGCAAGACUUGCCGGCAAUUUGUUUCCUGUGGAGACUGUCAUCACCUACGAGUGCAGGGAGGGCCACCAGUUCAGCCCGGGAGAAACCACACGGCACAUUAAGUGUCUGCCGGAUUUCACGUGGACUGAAACUCCGCAUUCUUGCGAAAGAAUUCGUUGCUCAAGUCCAGACAUCAGGAAUGGAAGGCACUUACGUGUAUGGGCGAAAGACGAUUACGUGUAUGGAGACACACUGGAAGUUACGUGCAAUGAUGGCUUUGCUUUCAGAGGCCGUAGCAGUAGCAUUGUGCUUCAGUGUACCAUUGACGGUAGAUGGGAUCCAGCAGUACCGGAGUGCACGCCAGUACCUCGUUGCCCAAAGCCAGAUAUUCCUCAUGGAACAGAGGUCUAUAAAAGCAAAAAUGACUACACAGUUGGGACCCAGCUGAGGCUGGCGUGUGAUUCGGGCUAUCUCCUCAGGGGCCAGGACUUGACGGUGUGUCAGGCCGACACGAGCUGGUCUCCCCCGUUACCGUUUUGUGAUACAGUCUGUGGCCCCCCUCCAAAAAUCACCAACGGGCAGAGCUCUGGCCUGGGGCAGGAGCAGUUUCCCUACGGCACCGAAGUGAAGUACAGCUGUGUGGAGGGUCUGUCCCUCAUUGGGGACACCUCCAUCUACUGCACCUCUGACGACGGGGUGAACCUGACGUGGAGCGGACCGGCCCCGGAGUGCAGGGUGGUCCGGUGCCCCAAGCCCGCAGUGGAGAGGGCCAGGAUGACUCCGCAGAGGCUGACGUUUCCCUACGGGGCAAGCGUGCGGUUCUCCUGUGAGGAAGGCUUCGUGCUGCGCGGCGAUGCCGAGAGCCGGUGCCUGGCCGACGGCGCCUGGCACCCACCCCUGCCCUCCUGCCAGCCAGUUCGUUGUCCCCCGCCCUUGAUAGAGGAGGACAUGACGCUUCGCACUCUUAAAUUAUGGUACGAGGUGAAUGAAACCCUGUCGUUCUACUGCAGACGCAAUGGCAAUCAACAAGUAAAUACACAAUCUACCUGCUCAGUUAACGGCACUUGGAUACCACCGCCCACGUGUAAAAAACGGGAUACAUGUGAGAAGAUUCUUCGACGCAGGGAAGCUUUCCAGUGUGGAAUUCCUCUGACAGAACUGAAAACCCUGCUGGAAGUCCAGAAACUGUACCUGGAGAUCCAGAAACUUGAAAAGGAUCUAAGAAUCACAGCAUAUGGCUGCUCCCGCAUCAUGCUGGCGUCUCUCCUCCACACCAUGCCGGCGUUUCUCCACGGGCUGGGGCAGGUCCUGGCAGUGGUGGUGCUCGUGCUGCAGCCGGCUGGGAGUCUCGAGGGUCAGUGUCCUGUCCCAGCCAUCGCACAUGGGCAGCUGAAACCUGCACAGAACUUCACCUACGGCAGCACGGCCACGCUCAAGUGCGAUGCCGGCUACGUCCCCGUGGGUGCCACCACCCUGCAGUGCCUGAGCAAUGGCAGAUGGCACUCACGGAUGCCCACCUGUGUCCUAGGGGUGCAGUGUCCCAGCCCGACCAUCCUCCACGGGAGGGAGACCAGCCCCAGGAAAGCCGAAUACACCGUUGGGCACCAGGUGGAAUUUCAGUGCGACCCCACGUACGUGCUGAGGGGCAGCCAGAGGAUCCAGUGCUCGGCCGACGGGAUGUGGAGACCCCCGGUGCCGUACUGCGACAAGGUUUGUGGCCCCCCUCCAAAAAUCACCAACGGGCAGCACACUGGCUUGAGAACGGAGCAGUUUCCCUACGGCACCGAAGUGAAGUACAGCUGUGUGGAGGGUCUGUCCCUCGUUGGGGACGAGUCCGUCUACUGCACCUCUGACGACGGGGUGAACCUGACGUGGAGCGGACCAGCCCCGGAGUGCAGGCUGGUCCGGUGCCCCAAGCCCGCAGUGGAGAGGGCCAGGAUGACUCCGCAGAGGCUGACGUUUCCCUACGGGGCAGGCGUGCGGUUCUCCUGUGAGGAAGGCUUCGUGCUGCGCGGCGAUGCCGAGAGCCGGUGCCUGGCCGACGGCGCCUGGCACCCGCCCCUGCCCUCCUGCCAGCCAGUUCUGUGUCCACAACCACAAGUGGCCAAGGGAAGGCUGAAAAGCACUUCGGAAGUUAAAACGUGGUACCAAACAAAUGCGACUGUCACUUUUGAAUGCCUUGAUGGAUACUACUUUCCAGAGGAUGCAGUCACGGCUUCAGAAGAUUCUUGGACGGCCACGUGCUUGCCUGAUGGCAGCUGGACACCGCUGCCCAAGUGUCAGACAAAAGAAGAUGAUGCUGAUGUAUGUGAAGAGGUUCAUCACAUCAGAGCGGUCUUUGAAUGCGGUGUGCCUACAGCAGAACUGAAAACUCUAUUGGAAAUACAAAAACUGUUUCUGGAGAUUAAAAAACUAGAGCUGGAACUAGAAAACUUGAACAAACCGUCCAGCGACAGCAGCUUCCCCGUUGGAUCCAGGGUGACGUACACAUGCAUCGAAGGCGCCGUCAAAAUCCCUGGGAGGUCGGACACGGUGGAGUGCCUGCCCGGCGAGCGCUGGUCAAAGCUGCCCGAGCCCUGCGGCCGGAGCUGCGCUGCCCCGACAAGGCUGCGGUUUGCUGCCCUGACCAAGGAGGACGAGAGGAUUAAUUUCUUUCCCGUUGGGACCAACGUCAGCUACGUCUGCCGCCCCGGCUACGAGAACACCUCGGAAAGUUCCCCCACCAGCACUUGCCUUGAAAACCUGACGUGGUCGGAAGCUGCGGAGCUGUGCCGGAGGAGGUCCUGCGGCGAGCCGGGAGCGCUGCCCGGGGGCAGGACGCUGGUGCUCACCGACCUCCAGUUCGGCGCAAGAGUGAUGGUGUUCUGCAAGGACGGGUACAAAUUAAACGGGAGACAUUUCAUCUACUGCCAGCUUAAAGGAAACGAUGUUGAAUGGAGUAAACUUCCAACUUGCGAAUGUGGACUUAAGAAACAUUUUGCUUUUUCAUUAUUACUGAAGUUUUUCGUAAUGCUCGUGUUGACCUUCUUUCCUGCAGUAAUUACCUGCUCUUCACCUCCUCAAAUUAGCAACGGAAAGCAUGAUGGCGAAGGUGUGGAAAGAUUUGUGUAUAACUCCACCGUGACUUACCGCUGCGACUCCGGCUUUCAUCUCGUUGGAAAUGCCAGCAUCCGCUGUACCAGUAGGGAUAAAACAAACGGCGUCUGGAGCGGAGCUGCGCCUGAAUGCAAAGAGAAAAGAGCAGCUCUCAAACUUGAAGCAAAAGAAAUGGAAAGGAGUCCUCCUCCCCAAAAUUCCCGUGGAAAUGCCGUCCAAGUGUCUAAGAAGGCUUCCAAGUGGGAAAUGAAGCUCAACCUUUAUAAAAAGUCACUCCAAAAUACCAUCUCCUUCUCCCAUUCUUCUUCUUUCUCCAGGACACCAGGUGACUGCGGGCCGUUGCCAGAUAUAAACCACGCGGAGCCCCCGCAGGACACCAAACACCUGGAGAGCUUCAGCGUCGGCUCCAAAGUUACGUACAGAUGCGCCGCGGGCUACAUUAAACGCCCCUUGCUGUCGGACACCAUACAGUGCCUUGCAAACUCCCAGUGGUCCAACCUCACGGAGUUCUGUGGUCGGAAAUCUUGCGGUAUUCCAGCAAAUCCAGAACACGGCAAAGUUAUUACAAAUGAUUAUCUGUUCGGUGCAAAAGCCGAUGUGGUUUGUAACCGCGGGUACGCAUUAAAGGGAGCGUCGCGUCUCGUCUGGUGCUCCCUACGGGGAAGUGAAGUUGCCUGGAGUCAAAUUCCAGCUUGUCAGGCUAUUCCUGACGGGAAGCACACCGGUAAUGGUACGAAGGAGUUCGUGUACGACUCGGUUGUGACGUACACGUGUGACCCUGGGCUCCAGCUGGUGGGAAACGAAACUCUUCGUUGUACGACGGAGAACAGCCUUGUCGGCAUCUGGAGUGGGCCUCCUCCCGAAUGCAGGGCAAGGAUCCUCAUCCCUAUUUGCAUUGGUCUCCUGGUCCUUGGGAUUCCAGCUGUGAUCAUCAGGAAAUGGAAAGACAAUAAAACGCACUCUUUUAAUGUGUCUUUACAAAAGCACAAGACAAAGGGAAGGGAUCUGCCGAUGCACCCAAAGAUAGCGGGUGACGAGAAGCAGCCGGUGCCGUGGCAUUCCUAUUUUUGCCACACGACGAGUUGCCACGUGUGUCCCGGCUGCGAAGAGGGGCUGCACGCCGCCCUGGCCCCCCGCGCCGAGCCCGCGCCCCGCGGCUGUGCCACCUGCGAGGAGUGGCUGCGCGCCCAGCCCCACGCGCCGCGCUCCUACUCCGUCUCCAGCAUCGGCAGCGGGGAGAGCCGGAGCCCUGCGGGCACGAGCUCUCCUCCCCAAAUGGCAGAUGUGCUGAGGGGUGAGGGUGCAGCAGAAGCUGUUCCGGAGCGGAGCGAUGCAGAGCAGCCCAUGGACCGUGAAAGCAACCGCCACGUCUGCCCCGUCUGCGAGGACUGGCUGCGCGCCCACCUCGGCCCGCGGGGACGGGGUCCAGCAGCGCCCGGGGAGCGGCCGGGGGGGCCCCGCCGGCGGGACGAGGGCCCCCAGCGUCCCGUCUGCACUCCCUGCGCCGACCGCCUGCACCUCUCCCUUGUCCACAGCGACACGGCGCGCUGCCCCGUCUGUCCCCUGGCCGGGGAGGGGACCCCGGCUCACCUCAUCCCCCGCCGCACCCCCGGCUGCCACCUCUGCCCCGUCUGCGCGGCACCCACCCACGCGCACCUCUGCCAGCCCCGGCGCCAGGCACACGACGGAACUGCGACGGUGGAGGCUGCUGGAGCGGAGCCCAUCUCCACCCCGGGCAGUAUCGGGGAAGGACCCCGCGACAGGCGCCCGGCUCUGGCCGUUUCCCGGUUGCGGAGCCAGCACCGUUUCGUACCGGAGAGAGGAGAAAGCGGCCGCGCCGUGGGAACGGCCGCGGGGCUCCCGUCCUGCAGCUCCGCGGAGCCGACACCCCGCUCCCCGCGGAUUCCCUCAAUAACCGGACGGGGAAAAAACAACCCACCCACGUCGCGCUGCCUCGGUGACGAGAGUCCAGGAACAGCCCGGUGGCCGCCCGCCCCGGAAGGGGCCGAGCCGCUGCUCUGCGCAUCCGUCCCCGCGGAGCCGGCAACCGGAGCGGCCCCGGCAGCGGCCAUGGGGCUGCGGUGGCUCUGCGCGGUGCUGCUGGCUCUGCCCGGCGCCUGGGGUGACUGCCAGCAGCCGCCGAGGUUUGCCUCUGCGGAGCCGGCCGAGGCCCUGAAGGACUCCUACGCCGUGGGGGACAGGGUGAGGUACCGGUGCCGCCCGGGGUACAUGUUGGCUGGGGGCAUGGCCCCCGUGGUCGUCUGCGAGGUUGGCUCCCGCUGGUCACAGAACGCCGACUUCUGCAUCGGAAAGUCCUGCGGUGAACCAGAAAUCCCGAAUGGCAAGUUUCACUCCACGACCGACCUCCGGUUCGGGGCGACAGUGAACUACACCUGUAACAACGGGUACCGACUAGUUGGGGAGCCAACUUCACAAUGUAUACUUAAAGGCGAUGAUGUUUAUUGGAAUAAAAUUCCCCACUGUGAGAUUAUUCCCUGUUCACCCCCUCCUGGGAUCGAGAACGGGCAGGUUAUGAAUGGGCACAAUGACUUCGUCUAUGGCAUGGUUGCAACUUACAGCUGUAACGAGGGUUUUAGUCUUAUUGGAGAUGAUACAAUUCACUGUACGACGAAUAAUAACCUCGAUGGAAUAUGGAGCGGGCCAGCCCCUGAAUGCAAAGUGGUCAAAUGUGAAAAUCCAGACGUGAAAAAUGGGAAAAAGGUAUCCGGCUUUGGCACUAAGCACACAUAUAAAGAUACAGUGACCUUUGAGUGUAAUCCUGGCCACGUGUUGAAUGGUAGUAGCGUAGUUACUUGUGAAGCAGACAGUACCUGGAAGCCACCUCUGCCAACAUGUGACCCAAGAACAAUCCAAAAGUGCACUGAAGGGGGAGACAAAACUGCCCUCCCCCACCCCCGAGGGGUUUGCUUCACCAGCUUCCAGCCCUGUUGGGGAUGUUUGGCUUCUGAGCUGAGCGGAAUCGGGGCCCUGCAGGUUGGAUUGGUGGCCAGUGAUGGAGCAUCUCCGAGGCAGAGGUGGUACCCAACCCAACCGACACCCCGCUCCCCGCGGAUUCCCUCAAUAACCGGACGGGGAAAAAACAACCCACCCACGUCGCGCUGCCUCGGUGACGAGAGUCCAGGAACAGCCCGGUGGCCGCCCGCCCCGGAAGGGGCCGAGCCGCUGCUCUGCGCAUCCGUCCCCGCGGAGCCGGCAACCGGAGCGGCCCCGGGAGCGGCCAUGGGGCUGCGGUGGCUCUGCGCGGUGCUGCUGGCUCUGCCCGGCGCCUGGGGUGACUGCCAGCAGCCGCCGAGGUUUGCCUCUGCGGAGCCGGCCGAGGCCCUGAAGGACUCCUACGCCGUGGGGGACAGGGUGAGGUACCGGUGCCGCCCGGGGUACAUGUUGGCUGGGGGCAUGGCCCCCGUGGUCGUCUGCGAGGUUGGCUCCCGCUGGUCACAGAACGCCGACUUCUGCAUCGGAAAGUCCUGCGGUGAACCAGAAAUCCCGAAUGGCAAGUUUCACUCCACGACCGACCUCCGGUUCGGGGCGACAGUGAACUACACCUGUAACAACGGGUACCGACUAGUUGGGGAGCCAACUUCACAAUGUAUACUUAAAGGCGAUGAUGUUUAUUGGAAUAAAAUUCCCCACUGUGAGAUUAUUCCCUGUUCACCCCCUCCUGGGAUCGAGAAUGGGCAGGUUAUGAAUGGGCACAAUGACUUCGUCUAUGGCGUGGUUGCAACUUACAGCUGUAACGAGGGUUUUAGCCUUAUUGGAGAUGAUACAAUUCACUGUACGACGAAUAAUAACCUCGAUGGAAUAUGGAGCGGGCCAGCCCCUGAAUGCAAAGUGGUCAAAUGUGAAAAUCCAGACGUGAAAAAUGGGAAAAAGGUAUCCGGCUUUGGCACUAAGCACACAUAUAAAGAUACAGUGACCUUUGAGUGUAAUCCUGGCCACGUAUUGAAUGGUAGUAGCGUAGUUACUUGUGAAGCAGACAGUACCUGGAAGCCACCUCUGCCAACAUGUGACCCAAUGUUAGCCAGCUGCGGUCCUGCCCCGCACUUCCCGUUCGCUGAGUUAACGACGGCUGUGGGUGACAGCUCUCCUGCUGGAACUAUGCUGAGGUAUCAGUGUAAACCGGGCUACACCGAAGCAAUGGGGAAGUCCUCUGUUGUCACUUGUCUGAGUACUUCAACUUGGUCUGCAGACCCAGAUUUCUGCAUACGACAGCAUUGUACUCCUCCCACGAUAGAGAACGGGGACGUGGUUGCAGACGAAUUCGUGUUUGAGGCAGUUGUGACAUUCACCUGUCAUUCCGGGUAUGAAUUAAAGGGUUCGUCUUCUGCCAAAUGUGUGGUGUCAGGAAAUGGAGUCGAUUGGGAUACAGCAGCUCCAUACUGUAAAAAACGGCUCCCAGAGGGUGUCUGUGAAGAGCCCCCCACGAUUGACAACGGGAUGCACAACGGCACCAAGGGCACCGGCUUUGUCUACGGCUCCGUUGUGGCUUAUAAAUGCAAGGAUGGCUUCACCCUUGCUGGAGCCGCCUUUCUUCAGUGUACGGCAGGAGAACAGUCCCGGGGAGUCUGGAGCAAGCCUGCUCCUGAAUGCAGAGGUGGAGCGAACAUCAUCAUUGUGGGAAUCUUCCCCCUCCUCCUGGCGAUGCUGGUUAUGAACAUCUGCUCAGAAAGCAUCCUCUGCUGUGCCGCGUGGGGAGCUGGAGGCUGCUGCGGCUGCACCUACGUCAAAAAGUCCUGUCUGUGGGUUCUUAUUCCCCCAGCCGGCAGCAAGGGCUCCCUGGCAGCCCCAGUCUGCGCCGGGGACCGGAGCAUGGUGCUCGCCUUCGCCCUCCGCCUCCUGGGCAGCUCGGCUUUGCUCUUGGCCACCGCAGCUGGGGCUCGAGGGUUCAAUGCAAACAGCCCCCAGGUACCCCUGGACACGCACCAGCAGGUUCCCAGCCGGGUCCCUUGUGCCCUAUGCCCGUUCCCACACAUCCAGCAUGGGAAGAGAGUGCCCGCUGCUCGCAAUUCCUACAGGAUCGGGGACACCGUGAGCUUCGUGUGCAACGCAGGGUACACCUUGCAGGGCUCCCGCACGAGCACGUGCCGAGCUGACUUCAGAUGGAGCCCACCUCUGCCACAGUGCAAAAAGGAGGUGAUGUGUCCUCGGCCACCAAACAUCGCCAACGGGCUGCACAGCGAGCAGUCCCUGAGCAAGUUUUCCCGGGGAACAGUCGUGUACUACAGCUGCAAGAACGGCUACAAGCUGGUCGGGAACGUGACCAUCAGCUGCACGGAGAGCGGGCUGUGGAGCCGGCCCCUGCCCCGCUGCGAAGCAAUCGGAUGUGAGAUACCCAAGGUGCGGAACGGGAAGGUCUACAACCCUCAGAGCACCUACAAAGCUGGAGAGACCCUUCACUUUGACUGUGACGCCGGGUACGCCACAGACGACAGCUACGAGACUCGGUGCCAGCCGGGGGGAGCCUGGGACCCGCCGGUGCUCAUCUGCGAGAGGGUCCGACCGUGCCCCAUGCCUCCAGCGAUCACUAAUGGAUAUCACAACGGUCAGGGCAAAGCAGUUUUUUCCAUGGGAAUGUUUGUAACAUACAGCUGCGAUCCCGGCUACUACCUGGUUGGAAAUGCCGUUGUGUUUUGCAGAGUGUCUGGGAACUGGAGCCGCCCCGGCCCUCGCUGUGAAGAGGUGAUGUGUCCUCGGCCACCAAACAUCGCCAAUGGGCUGCACAGCGAGCAGUCCCUGAGCAAGUUUUCCCGGGGAACAGUCGUGUACUACAGCUGCAAGAACGGCUACAAGCUGGUCGGGAACGUGACCAUCAGCUGCACGGAGAGCGGGCUGUGGAGCCGGCCCCUGCCCCGCUGCGAAGCAAUCGGAUGUGAGAUACCCAAGGUGCGGAACGGGAAGGUCUACAACCCUCAGAGCACCUACAAAGCUGGAGAGACCCUUCACUUUGACUGUGACGCCGGGUACGCCACAGACGACAGCUACGAGACUCGGUGCCAGCCGGGGGGAGCCUGGGACCCACCGGUGCUCAUCUGCGAGAGGGUCCGACCGUGCCCCAUGCCUCCAGCGAUCACUAAUGGAUAUCACAACGGUCAGGGCAAAGCAUUUUUUACCCUGGGAAUGUUUGUAACAUACAGCUGCGAUCCCGGCUACUACCUGGUUGGAAAUGCCGUUGUGUUCUGUGGGGCAUCUGGGAACUGGAGCCGCCCCGGCCCUCGCUGUGAAGAGUUCGUCUGCAUGAACCCACAUAUAGAGAACGGAAGGCUAAUUGAUGGUCAAGGACUUAUCUCUGCACCUGGGCAAAAGGUGACAUUUCAGUGUCACGACGGUUACAGACUGCAAGGCAGUGCUAAAGUCCUCUGCCAGGAGGACGGCAACUGGUACCCCUCUGUUCCUGUCUGCGACAGACUCUACCCUUACCAGGAGAUCUCAAACAGGCCUAAGACCACAGGUGGUUGUGGUGCUCCUACAAGGUUACACUUUGCUGAGCUAAGUAUCCCUUGUGAGCCGCCUCCGGACAUUCCCAAUGGGAAGCACACGGGCAGGCUGCUGGAUGAAUUCCACUUCGGCACAUCCAUAACAUACACUUGUGACCCCGGGUACCCGCUGCACGGAGAGCCCUCCAUCUACUGCACCAGCCGGGACGGGAAAAACGGCGUGUGGAGCGGGCCCCCGCCGCAGUGCGGAGCUGGCUGCAACGCACCCACCAGCCUGGCGUUUGCUGAGCUGAAGGAGCCGUACAGGAACCUGACUGUCUUUCCCGUGGGGAGGACGGUGGAAUACAUGUGCCGGCCCGGGUACACCCAGCACCUGGGGAUGCCACCGGCCAUCACUUGCCUCGGGAAUCGGACGUGGUCUGUAGCAUUGGAGUUCUGUAAAAGAAAACAAUGUGCUAACCCAGGGGAUCCGGAGAAUGGCAGAGCUCUUGUCCUCACAGACCUCCUCUUCGGGUCCAAAGUGAAUUACACUUGUGAGAUGGGGUACAAGUUGGUUGGAGGCUCCCAGAGAACAUGCGAGGUCUCUGGCACACAUGUCUCGUGGAGUGGGGAUGCUCCUGUCUGCCAGCGUAUCAUCUGCGAUCCGCCUCCGGACAUCCCCCACGGGAGACACAGCGGGCACUCGACGGACACCUUCUCCUACGCGGACGUGGUCACCUACACCUGCAACCCUGGCCACCCACUGGCUGGAGAGCCCUCCAUCUUCUGCACCACGGUGGACGGGGAGCACGGCGUGUGGAGCGGGCCGCCGCCGCAGUGCGGAGAGGUGAAGUGUCCUCCCCCUCCAGGCAUCGCCAACGGGAACCACAGUGGCCAGCCCUCGGCCACCUUCCUCCCGGGCUCGGCUGUGUGGUACAGCUGCAGGGACGGCUACUCCCUCGUCGGGAACGCCUCCAUUAGCUGCACCGCUGCCGGAACGUGGAGCCGUCCCCGACCCCGAUGUGAAGCAACUGGCUGCAAGAGACCAGAGAUCGAGAACGGGAGAACGACUGGGCUGGAGACUGUGUACAAACUCACAGACACCAUUGUCUUUGAAUGUGAUUUUGGUUACGCCUUGAAGGGCUCUCAAGAGUCUCAGUGCCAGUUUGGGGGCACAUGGGACCCUCCUGUCCCCAUCUGUGAAAAGAUGCUACAGUGUCCUUCCCCUCCAAAUAUCAAAAAUGGCCAGCAUGAGAGCAAGGAUGUGAAAGUGUUCUUCCCUGGAACAUCAGUGAAGUACUACUGUGACCCUGGGUACGUCCUCACUGGGAAAACAAUGGUUUCUUGUUUGACAUCUGGAAGCUGGAGCAUCCCUUACCCUCGGUGUGAAGAGAUCACCUGCACAAGCCCCGACAUCCGGAAUGGAGAUGUGGAUGAAGGAUGGAGCGCUGUGUACCGGCCUGGGGCCAACGUCACCUUCCAGUGCCGCCCGGGCCACGUGCUGUGGGGCAGCCCAGAAGUCAAGUGCCAGCCCGAUGGCCGCUGGUCACCCGCUCUCCCCACUUGCGAGCCAGUGCUGCCUUGUCCUCCUCCUCCCGUCAUCGCCCACGCCACGCACAGCGCCGAGCUCGGGGCAAACUUCACCAGCGGCAUGUCCGUGAGCUACAGCUGCCAGCCCGGCUUCUCCCUCCUCGGAGACCCCUCUGUCUCCUGCACGGCCUCGGGGAACUGGAGCCUCCCGUACCCGCGCUGCGCAGCUGGCUGCAGGACACCGACAACGCUGCUGUUUGCUGAGCUAAACAACGAGUUUAAAAAUCAGACUGAGUUUCCUGUUGGGAAGACUGUGAAGUACACUUGUCGGCCUGGAUACCUGAAACAUCCCCAGAUAUCACCAACUAUUACGUGCCUUGAAAAUCAAACGUGGUCUGAAGCCCAGGAGUUUUGCAAACGGAGAAGGUGUGAUCAUCCAGGAGAACCAGAGAAUGGCAGAGUUAUCGUUAUCACAGAUCUCUUCUUCGGGUCAGCAGUGAAUUACACCUGCAACGAAGGGUACAGGCUGGUUGGAGCGUCCCAGCGGCACUGUGUCACUUCAGGCUCUGGGAGGCGAGUGACGUGGAGCAGUGAUGUUCCCGUCUGCCAGAGUAUCGUCUGCGAUCCGCCUCCGGACAUCCCCCACGGGAGACACAGCGGGCACUCGACGGACACCUUCUCCUACGCGGACGUGGUCACCUACACCUGCAACCCUGGCCACCCGCUGGCUGGAGAGCCCUCCAUCUUCUGCACCACGGUGGACGGGGAGCACGGCGUGUGGAGCGGGCCGCCGCCGCGGUGCGGAGUGUCGCAGUGCUCUGACCCCCCAGCCAUUGCCAAUGGAAAGCAUAGUGGCCAAGCCACGGCAGUUUUCAUCAGCGGCAUGUCUGUGAGCUAUGCCUGCGAUCCUGGCUACGUUCUUGUCGGAGAGGCACAGCUUAAUUGUACUUCUUCUGGAGCCUGGAGCAUCCCUGCCCCUCGGUGUGAAGGACGGCUCUGUCCCUCCCCGUCAGCGAUUGCCCAUGGCCAGCACGAUGGUGAGGAUGUGAAGAUCUUCACCCCUGGAAAGUCUGUAAAUUACAGCUGUGACCCCGGCUAUUCUCUUAUCGGAAAAACAACUCUAUACUGUACGGUCAAUGGAACCUGGAGCAUCCCUUACCCCCGGUGUGAAGAGAUCACCUGCACAAGCCCCGUCAUCCGGAAUGGAGAUGUGGAUGAAGGAUGGAGCGCUGUGUACCGGCCUGGGGCCAACGUCACCUUCCAGUGCCGCCCGGGCCACGUGCUGUGGGGCGGCCCAGAAGUCAAGUGCCAGCCCGAUGGCCGCUGGUCACCCGCUCUCCCCACUUGCGAGCCAGUGCUGCCUUGUCCUCCUCCUCCCGUCAUCGCCCACGCCACGCACAGCGCCGAGCUCGGGGCAAACUUCACCAGCGGCAUGUCCGUGAGCUACAGCUGCCAGCCCGGCUUCUCCCUCCUCGGAGACCCCUCUGUCUCCUGCACGGCCUCGGGGAACUGGAGCCUCCCGUACCCGCGCUGCGCAGUGCUGCAAUGUCCUUCACCUCCAAACAUUGACAAAGGGAAUCACAACAGCCAGGACUUGGAAGUUUUCACUACUGGGAUGGUCGUAAAUUACAGCUGUGACCCUGGCUACAGCCUCCUGGGAGAGGCAUCCAUUUACUGCACCGACUCUGGAAACUGGAGCCUCCCUCUCCCUCGGUGUGCAGGUGGCUGUGGAGACCCUCCAAACUUAACCUUUGCUCAGUUAACUGAGGAAUUCAAAAAUCUGACGGAGUUUCCUGUUGGGGACACCGUGCGAUACAGCUGCCGGCCAGGAUAUAUGAGACACCCUGGAAUGUCCCCAACUCUGACAUGCCUCAAAAACCACACGUGGUCUGAAGCGCUAGCGUUCUGGAAACAGUGUAAAUACCCAGAAGCACCAAAGAAUGGCAGAGUUAUUCUGAUAGAUCUCCUUUUUGGGUCAACCAUGAGCUACAUGUGUGACGAAGGGCUCCACCAGCUUGGACAUCACUUGGAUCUGAGCCCUCAGUUAGCACCUGACCAAUCUAAUCCACAGCAAUUGGAUCAUUGCUGUUCCUCUUGGAUCUGGGAAGGAGGAACUUGGUGUCCUUCGUCCCCAUGUGUCAAACCAACAGAAACACCUCAGGGACCAGCCGGAAUCAGGAGGCUGCAGAAGGAAACCUCUGGGGGCAGUCUCAGAGUGGGAGUGCGAAAUCCUGGUAUCAACUGGUAUUUCUUUCCGUGUAACUCCAGGCACCGACUGGUUGGGCAGUCUCAUAGGCGGUGUGAGGUUUUUGGAGCAGAUGUCGCAUGGAGUGGUGCUCUUCCCGUGUGUCGGAAGGUGGUAUGUCCAGUCCCACAGAUCCAGAAUGGGAGUGUAUUUGUUCUCAAAUAUCGCUACACAUACAAGGAUACUGUCAGCUUUAAGUGCCACGAAGGCUUCACCUUGCGAGGCCACGGCACAGCCCAGUGCCAAGCUGACAGGACGUGGAAGCCACCCGUGCCCAUCUGUGAGCAGGAUGGAGUGGCAGAACAUUAUCAUCAUCCUGAUACCACAAUGAAGCCAGCGCUGCUCUGUUCCAAGCCUGCGGACAUCACCCACGGGUCUCACAGUGGCACAGGAAAAGCGUUUUUCACUCCUGGAACAUCUGUAAGCUACAUCUGUGAGCCCGGCUUCUCUCUCAUUGGGGCAGCAUCCAUUUAUUGCACACAGUCUGGAGCCUGGAGCCAUCCUCCUCCGGUCUGUCAAGUUGUGAAGUGUCUCCAUCCUCCAAGCAUCACCAAUGGGAAGCUCAACGGCAACAUCUCUGACACUUUUUCCUAUGGAGCAUCUGUAUCCUACAGCUGCAAUCCUGGUUAUUCACUCGUUGGGAAUGCUUUCAUUAACUGCACCUUGUCGGGAAGCUGGAACCAGCCUCCUCCUCAGUGCAAAGAGAUCAGAUGUGUAUUCCCAGAAGUUCAAGGUGUUAAGAAAGGCAUAAAAGGAAAUACGUAUCGCUCUGGGAGUAACAUCACUCUUGAGUGCGAUGACGGUUACACGUUGGAAGGCAUCAGUCAGAUUCAGUGCCAAGAGGAUUUCAGCUGGGACCCUCCUGUCCCAGCCUGCAAACUGACAUCACAGAAGUCUGGCUCAGUAGGCCUAGGAGUCGCGGCUGCGGGAGUCCUGCUUCUCCUGGGCACAGGCAUUGUCUGGAAAAUUAUUUCUAAGCAGAAGCAAGGCUACUAUCAUACAUACGAAAAUGACAGUUACCAAACCCCUCUGAACCAGGCAGCUGAACAGAAACGCUCAUGUCUUCCAUAGAUGGCUGGGCACUCCUGCUGCCGCUAACCAGGCAUCCAACCCGAUCUCCGUGCAGGUUGCAUGGAAGCAUUGCUCACGUUGAGACUGAAAUUCUGUGGCAAAAUAGGCACUUUACUGUGGAAUCAAUGUUAAUGCUCCUUCUGCUCCCAUUAAUUACUGUAAGGAUCUAACGAAGUUCAGACUGCACACAGUACAGCUGCUGUUUCAGAGGGAUGUCUGUGUCCUGCUGCCAUCUGACAAAGAACAUUUCUCUAAUUGCAACCCCUGUGAUAAGCAAGACCCAGAAAAGCAGUCCUGCAUGUGUGGAAGUCACCAUUUGUUAAACCAAAGAUUGUCUUAAUAACAACUCU